UCAUUUUCUUGCAUUCUAGUUUAGGAAUAUUAGUUAUAUAAACACAAAAAGACAAUCAAACCAUAUUGUCCAACUUCAUGUACCUGUUUUGAAGCCGUCAACGAGUUAUAAUUCAAUCAAAGCAAAGUGCGUGAAUAAUGUAAGUCUGCUGAGAUUAUUUUUAUUCAUCUUGACCAUACAUAUAUAUAUAUAUAUAUAUAUAUAUAUAUAUUUAUUUAUUUAUUUAUAUAUUAGGGGACUUUGGAUUUCUAUAAUUGUUUUUCCUAAUAUUAAAUAUCAGGCUUUCUAUACAUUAUAUAAAAAAUCAAAAAGAUGGAACCAUAAUUAGAAAAAAAACGAUAUUUUUUUUGAUGUAUUUUAAUGGGGGUUUCUUCACUUUUUCGCGUUCCAAAUUUCGAAUGAUCAACCUGUGAUUGCUUACCUCCUUGUCUAUCUCUUUCCCAAUCCUUUUACAUUAUCAGAAGACACUUUAGCGUUUCACGGGUCUGUCGAACAAACGGAAACCUUCUCUUUUUUCUUCCUAUCACAUGACGUGUAAAAUAUCUUGAUUUCUUUUGAAUAACAGCAAAGUCCAGUAUUCAAUAAUUUGCGGAGCAACAACACACGAGAUCCUCCCAUCUAACUAAAUUUCCUUAUACCAUACGGUAUGAUUAAAAUGUAUGUACAUCGUUCGUUCAGAUUACUUACUUUGGGAGUGAAUGGUGUUAGGUGCUUUUCAAGCGACGGUCGUCCAAUCUCCACGGUGGAACGUUCCACCAUACCGGCCUCCUCCUCGUCACCCAUCAAAACUGGACCCAACCACAAUUCCCUUAAUAAAACAGAUAACCAACAUAUUUCCGGUCCAUCUGGUAGCUGUUAUUACUUUCAGUCCUUACGAGAAAGCCCUAUCAAAAGUGAUUCAGGUCCAAGCACUGCCUAUAAUGAACAAAAAAAGACCUCCAUUCUAUCUUUUUCGCUUCCAAAACUUAAUGUUCAAGAUGAUAUGCUAAAAAAUAAUCACGGUGAUACUGAAAAAUCAAAAGACAGCCAAAACAAUUCCGGUAAGCACAAAUUCAUCAAUGGUAUAUUCAGAGGUUUUGUGGUUGAUACCUCUGUACCACCGAUUUCGCGCGAAGAGUUGAUCCGAUGGCGCUUAGAUCGCAUUUUACAUAACAUGUCCGUAUAUAUUUCUCGUUCGGCCCAAUCCGAGCCUAAUUUUCUUCUCCCACCGAAUGCCAUGGUGACAUCGCUUGGUCCCAAAAUGGAUCAAAUCGACGCCAUAUACCGCAAAAAAGGAUGGUUCACCCCCUCGGAGGUGGCCGAAGUCUUCAUCAAACUCACCCCAACGUUUUAUGUCGAAACCCGGCACAUUUUUAACCUCAUCCCAUCAAACGUGAUGAUUCGCAUCGACUCCCAAUACCUUCGCAAGGAGUGGGUGGGGAAUAUCUUUGCGAGGUACCCCAUGCUCUUCAAGCUCUCCCGCCCCAGCUUCCAGCGAUCGGUGGUGAAGUUGAAUGCCGACCUCUGGUUCGUCCGCGCGCACCCGGACUUCAAAAAAGGCAAUUGCCUGCACUACAAAAACAACGCCGAGUACCACGUCGGGGCCGGCGGCGUCAUGAGCCGGAAUGUCCCCACCGGCGAGGCGGCCGACGAGGCCGACCCCGCGGCGGCGGGGGGUUCCUCCCCUCCUCAGAGGCCCCUGGCGCCGCCAAGGAGCCCAGGAUCGCGGCGGCGAAGCCGAAGCCCGUCGAACUGCGGAUUUUUGAUAUUUUGGUAA
This is a messenger RNA of Phytomonas sp. Hart1, 1756 nucleotides long. The record is from the annotation of a GenBank genome assembly. Lineage: Eukaryota; Euglenozoa; Kinetoplastea; Trypanosomatida; Trypanosomatidae.